CCGUUUAUCUUCUUUCCCUGGGCACACAGUAUCUUGAUGCCUUCUAGUAUCUAGAGGGUUUUCAGCGUUAGAAGCAGGCUCCGAACUCCGAAGGCCUCUCUCUCUCUCUCUCUCUGUCCGAUUUCCGGACCUCCGGUAUAGACUCGGCUCAGGUAAGAAUUAUCUACCCAAAAUGGGAAGCAAAGGCCGAAUACCACCUCCUCAUCUAAGGCGUCCUCUUCCAGGACCUGGAAUAGUGCAUCCAGAGUCAUAUGGUCCAGGAAUACACCCUCCCCCACGCGCCUUUCCCCAUUUUGAUAUGUUACCUCACCCCGAAGUUAUGGAACAGAAGUUUGCUGCACAACAUGUGGAGAUGCAGAGACUUGUGACGGAGAACCAAAGGCUUGCUGCUACCCACGGGACCUUGAGACAAGAACUUGCUGCUGCACAGCAUGAACUGCAGAUAUUGCAUGCUCAAAUAGGAGCUGUAAAGUCUGAGAGAGAACAACAGAUGAGGAGCCUUAUGGACAAGAUUGGCAAGAUGGAAGCUGAACUGCAAGCAGCAGAGCCUGUUAAGUUAGAGUUGCAGCAGGCACGAGCAGAUGCCCAGAGCUUGGUUGUAGCAAGGCAGGAACUAAUUUCUAAACAUCAACAAUUGUCUCAGGAUCUUCAAAGGGCCCACUCAGAUGUUCAGCAGAUUCCUCCUCUCAUUUCGGAACUUGAGAGUCUCAGACAAGAAUAUCAACACUGCAGGGCAACUUAUGACUACGAAAAAAAAUUGUACAAUGACCACCUUGAGUCGCUUCAGGUGAUGGAGAAGAACUAUAUUACCAUGGCCAGGGAACUCGAGAAGCUUCGAGCAGAGUUAUCGAAUAGUGCUAACGUUGAUAGAAGAACUGGGGGUCCUUAUGGUGGCACACCUGGAAAAAAUGAAAAUGAGGCUUCUGGGAAUCCUGUCGGUCAAAGUGCUUAUGAAGAUGGCUAUAGUAUUCCCCAGGGACGUGGCCCUCUCCCUGCUGCCAGUGGUGGCGGUGUUGCUGCUAGUGCUACAGCUGCUGCUGCUUCAGGCACUCCUGCUUAUGUUGGAGCUCAAUCUGGAUCUGCUCCUGCAAGGGCUGGUUAUGAUGCACCAAGAGUACCUGGUUAUGAUGCAUCUGGAGGGCCUGCUUAUGAUGCACAAAGGGGACCUAGUUACGAUGCACAGAGGGGACCUGGUUAUGAUAUGCAAAGAGGAUCCAAUUACGAUGCACAAAGAGGAGCCAACUAUGAUGCUCAGAGGGCAGCUAUUUAUGAUGCACAGAGAUCUGGUUAUGAUGCACAGAGAGGACCUGGUUAUGAUCCACAAUCCAGGAUUGCUAGUUAUGAUGCGCAAUCCAGAGGUGCUGCUGGGCCUCAUGGACAUGCGGCACCCGCCAACAAUGCGCCUUAUGGUUCUGCAACACCACCUUCCCGUGGUGCAACUGCGUACGAGGCACCAGCCCGCGGUGGAAACCCUGUUAGGAGAUGAGUGUGAGGCAUUGCCCAAAUGUUGAUGGCAUUAUUUUUGGUUGGUCAUUGUAUCUGAUUUUCAGUAUAUUCGAUACCUUACUGUUCUAUCAUUAAUCUUAGAAAUCUCUGCUUUUUUAUUUCCCCUA
Molecule: messenger RNA, 1613 nt
Organism: Alnus glutinosa
Lineage: Eukaryota; Viridiplantae; Streptophyta; Magnoliopsida; Fagales; Betulaceae
Product: protein FLX-like 2
Exons: 5
Coding region: 173-1486 (437 amino acids)
Source: RefSeq, a predicted model, not a curated record